AUGGCCGACUUCGCGCAGCUCCCGCCAGGCUUGAUCCCCGACGUCAAACCGUUCCAAAUAUGCGUUGACGAGGCCAAGCUCCAGCACUUCCGCACCCUGCUCGAGCUUUCCCCCAUCGGCCCGACCACUUUCGAGAACACCCACGCUGGGCGCCGCUACGGCGUGACCCGCGAAUGGCUCGCGACGGCCAAGCAAGCCUGGUUGCACGACUUUGACUGGCGCCGUUCCGAGGCGAGGCUCAACUCCUUCCCGAGCUUCCGCGCCCCGGUCCGAGAUGAUGAAACAGGCUACACGACUGAGGUGCACUUCCUGGGGCUGUUCUCUGCACGGGCCGACGCUGUCCCUAUCGUGUUCUUACACGGCUGGCCGGGGUCCAUCUGCGAAUUCCUGGAUAUUAUGGACCUGCUCCGUGCCAAGUACACCCCGCAGACGUUACCAUACCACGUCGUCGUACCCUCGCUGCCGGGCUAUGGCUUCUCCAGCGGUCCGCCAGUCGAUGCGGACUACGGCGUCAUGCAGGCCGCCAAGGCAAUACACGGGCUGAUGCUCGGCCUGGGCUUCGGCAAAUCGGGGUAUCUCGUGCAGGGUGGCGACUUAGGCAGCUUUGUUGCCCGGGCCAUGGCACUGAUUUACCCCGAGUGUCGAGGGAUGCAUGUUAACCAGAUGGGCUUUCCGCCACCCGGAGUCGACAUCGGCACACGCGAUGCGGCCGAGGAGCGUGCAUUUCAGCGAGCCACGGAGGCGAUUGACACCGGUUUGGCGUUUGCGAUGCAGCAAGGAACGCGCGCCGCAACAAUGGGCCUGGCAUUGAGUGCGAGCCCGCUAGCGCUACUGGCAUGGAUAGGGGAGAAAUUCCUCGAGUUCUCGGACCAAGAUCCCCCACUGGACAAGAUCCUCGAGGGCGUCAUGCUCUAUUGGCUGACUGACACCUACCCGAGAUGCUUGUACCACAAUCGUGAGAUGGGAGACCCGAAAGAAGAACCAAAGAUUGCAAGAUACAGCGUGCUGGCGGGCAAAGCAUCUCUGCACCUGCCAUACGUUGCCAAACCCUGCGGUUUUUCCCACUUUCCCCAUGAGGUUGUGCCCGUCCCAAGGAGCUGGGCUGAAAAGAGCGUCAAUCUGGUGACUUUCAGUGAGCACCAGCUUGGAGGGCAUUUUGCGGCUUUGGAGAGGCCAAACGAGCUGUUAGCCGAUGUCGAGGAAUAUGUGGAGAAGGUCUGGAAGCCCUGA
Neoarthrinium moseri is the source of this 1230-nucleotide messenger RNA. RefSeq lists its product as uncharacterized. The record is from RefSeq and is a predicted model, not a curated record. Gene Ontology annotation, biological process: epoxide metabolic process. Lineage: Eukaryota; Fungi; Ascomycota; Sordariomycetes; Amphisphaeriales; Apiosporaceae. Bases 1 to 1230 code for a protein of 409 amino acids. The transcript has a single exon. Gene Ontology annotation, molecular function: epoxide hydrolase activity.